AUGACUGAGAGUGCAUACCUCAAAUGCAGUGUUGGUCCUGUGCUUGCGAAAGCCGUCGCUGAAACAGUUCUUGCUCAACCCAGCAACCCACAGGAGUACAUUGCUUUGUAUUUGCUGCAUGUAUUGCAGGAGGAGCAGAACGCUGCCAUUGCUGCCACUCGACAGGCGAAAGUGGAAGCCCUGAGGCAGGCAUGGGCGGGACGACGUGCACUGCGGGAGAAACGAGCAGCUGACACCAUUCAGCGAUUUUUCCGUCAGUGCCAGGCGGUAUUGCGAGCACGCCGUGCAGAGGAAGAGGAACUGUGGAACAAGUAUGAGGAAGCGGAAGCGGAAGCAGAUGAUUUACUAGGAGACGUGGCUGGUGAAAAGGAUCAUAGUGGAGACGCCCUGCCGGACGCAGCCGAUGUCGAUGAUGCAGCUGCUGCAGUGGAGGAUGCUCGUGUGGAGUUUUACAAGGCACACCGCUUCAUGCUUUACAUACGAAAGGCGCUGCUUGGCAUGUUGAAGAAAGAGCUUGUGGACCGCCGGGAGGAGGUACGCAUGGAACAAGACAAAAUGCACGACGCGCUAGAGGUUGCGACAGAGGAAGCGCAGAAGAAGGACGAAGCGGAGGCUAUAGCUGCUGCAACUAAAGGUACACUCCCCAGUUCCGAUGCAAUGGAGAAGCUUGUGCGCCAGGUAACCCUACGGCAACACGAAAAAAUUUCCGCCCCCAUGAUUUUGUUCCGUGUAUUGCGUUGUUGGUGCUAUUUCCUCUUUGACAGCACCCCCAAGCAGGUUAGCACACCGGCUGAUGUAGCCGCCCUGUUGAAACCCUUUAAAUUAAUGCAGCUGCUCCGUGCCUUUAAUCCAGUUGGAUCGUAUCAGCGGAGCCGUCCAUUACGCCUUGAGGACAAUCUCCAAAACGCCAACGAUAUGAACUCGGGGGAUGAUAUGCAAGAUGGAGAUGUCCCAAUCCCUCAACCCAAGCCUCGUCAGGCGCGCCGUGUAGGCCGCGUGCUUCGUGUAUUGUUGCACGACGGAGAGUACAUUUGUGGUGUCAACCCUGCAGAUCACAUUGAUGCCGAAGGUUCAGGGGCGGAUGAGGAACACGAGGCCCUAGAAGCAGCUGCUGCAGCCGCUGAUCGCGCUGCGAACAUCACCAGCCGAGUGGAGGAGACUGCUAAAAAGCACAGUGUUAUAUUGUACGCCCUGCUACGGCUACUUCGGACAGCGAGUGCGUACCGUGACGCACGGGACAAAUGGCUGCAGCUUCUCACACAAGCCGGACGUGAGGUCCCGGCGACUGUGGAGUUGCCUGAGGAGGAUGUGAACGAUCCGAAUGAUGAAGAGGCGCUGCGUGACGAAGACGACGAGGUCGAUGAGGCCGCAGUUCGUCGCCUCCUUCUACAGAUUGGUGUUGAUACAGAUGAAGCCCUCGCGAAGUUGUGGAUUGAAGCUGACAGUGUAGAGCGAGCCAAGUGGGAAGGGAUCGCCGCCGCACGUCUUGAAGAGGAAGGGCAAGAGGAGGGCAGCGGCGGUGAUGGCGAAGGAUCUGAUGGGGACGAAGGCAACUAA
Molecule: messenger RNA, 1557 nt
Organism: Trypanosoma brucei brucei TREU927
Lineage: Eukaryota; Euglenozoa; Kinetoplastea; Trypanosomatida; Trypanosomatidae
Exons: 1
Coding region: 1-1557 (518 amino acids)
Cellular component (GO): Set1C/COMPASS complex
Source: RefSeq, a predicted model, not a curated record